Trichomonas vaginalis G3 is the source of this 282-nucleotide messenger RNA. Its product is annotated as protein of unknown function, DUF4107 family. NCBI's taxonomy places the organism in Eukaryota, Parabasalia, Trichomonadida, Trichomonadidae. The annotation marks the transcript as partial. The record is from RefSeq and is a predicted model, not a curated record. The transcript has a single exon.
AUGGUAGCUUGGGCAGCUUUAGGCGCAAUGGGAACAAAAGCAUUAGCAUUUGGAGCAAAAGCACUUGGAGCUUAUGACGCAGUAAAUAAAAUGAGUGGAGGAAGGGUUUCGAAGACAUUAGAUGCAAAUAAAGGGAAGAUUGGAGGCUGGGUUGCAAAGAAGUUAAGAUUAAAUAAAAUAGGGCUCAUAAAUAAAGCAUCCAAUUUGGUUGCGACUGAGUCAGAAAAUGCUUUAGGAAAGGACGAUGAGUUUGCAAAACACGCAAAAGACUUUAAUGACCAG